GAAUGCUCGAUCUGCUUAGCAGCAGCUGACGUUCUCAGCACUGCGAGGCGAAAGCACGAACCUGCAGACAAGCAAUAGAGAAUCCGCUCAAUCCUGGAGCCUCCCAUCCCCCUUUCUGCAGACCAGCACUGCCUCACAGCACAACACAGACAGGCCUGCACUGUUUCUCAGCUCAGCAUUGAGACCUGCGAGCUGCGUUGUAUGCUGGUGCGAUUUUGAGACGCAAUCAACGAUUGCAAAUACUGCAAGUGAAGGAGUGAUGAUGAUGAUGAUGUGACUGUGCUAGCACCCACCGCCUCCGCCGCCACCAGCAUGGUUUUAUCCGAAAGGCGAUACGAUCCCUCCGCAUUCUCAGCCGGACUGUCCUCCUUCUUCUCUGGAGUAACAGUGAUGAUGGGGGUGUGUAUCUGAAAUACAUCCAGCGCAUGUGUGUGUGUGUGUGUGUUUUAAACAAUCCCUGCCGCGUGAGCACUCCCGCAGCAAGCAAUCACAGCGAGAGUAACGGACACAUAUACUCACACAGGAAACAACUGGGGGAAAUUAUUAAAAGCUGUGGAUAUUUAUAAGUCAUCAACGUGUGUAUUUCGCUUCCUCCCGGUUUCAUUCGCCACGAAGGAUUUGGACUCGAGUACCAUCUGAUUUCUACCUUGCCUGCAGACAUGGCGUCCCUCCAGGGCAGUGUCCACCAUGUCUCUGUCCGUUCGGCCGACGCGCCGGAUCACCUCGUCCUCCAUCAAUAGGAGCCAGUCGUUCGCUGGAGUGAACUCAUCAGACAAGCACUACAGGAAUCGGGCCGUGUUCAGCACCCCGACCAACUCCAGGAAGUCUCCCUCCAGGGCCAGCAGGAUGUUCACUCUCUCCCACAAGUCCCUGCCGCCCAAGGUGCCGCAGCCAGAGCGGCUGGACGAGGUCUACGAAGCGCUCAAGAGAGGCCUGCAAGCUUAUCUGCAGGUCCAUCAGCUUGAGCUGGACAGCCUGACCCGACAGAUGAGAGAGUCCAAGAGGAACUCCAGACUGGGCUUCCUGUAUGAUUUGGACAAGCAAGUGAAAGCCAUUGAGAGGUUCAUGCGACGGCUGGAGUUUCACCUGAGCAAGAUUGACGAGCUCUAUGAGGCCUACUGCAUGCACCGGAGACUGAGGGACGGAGCCAAUAAGAUGGUGAAGGCUUACACCGCGGGCUCGCCCGGCAGCAGAGAGGCGCGAGAGAGCCUGGCAGAGGCCAACAAGGGCUACAAGGAGUACACUGAGAAUAUGUGCAUGCUAGAGAGUGAGCUAGAGAACCAGCUGGGAGAGUUCCAGGUGAAGAUGAAAGGACUGGCUGGUUUUGCGAGGUUGUGUGCUGGGGACCAGUAUGAGAUCUUCAUGAAGUUCGGCCGGCAGCGCUGGAAGCUGAGGGGCCGGAUCGAGAUCAACGGGAAGCAGGUGUGGGACAGCGAGGAGAUGGUCUUCCUGCCCCUCAUCACAGAGUUCCUCUCCAUCAAGGUAACAGAGUUGAAGAGCCUGGCCAAUCACGUGGUAGUGGGGAACGUGUGCUGUGAGACGAAGGAUCUGUUUGCUGCCCUCCCCCAGACAGUAGCAGUGGAUAUCAACGACCUCGGCACAAUCAAACUCAGCCUGGAGGUGACGUGGAACCCGUUCGAUAAGGACGACCAGUCUUCAGCGGCCAGCACUGUCAAUAAGACCGCCACAGUGAACAAGAGGUUCUCCACCUACAACCAGAGCCCCCCGGACACACCUUCCCUGCGGGAGCAAGCUUUCUAUAACUCUCCCCAAGCCACUACAGAGCAGCACAGAUGGUCCUUAUUGGAUGUUUUCCGAGAGACAUUGGUUGAAAAGCUGUCUCGGAGUUGCUCAUGUGGCGAUGUCACAUCCAGCUGUCUCGGAGUUGCUUGUGAUACCAAGCUCUAUAACAUGCUACGCCGGCAGGAGGAGAUGGAGAACCCCGCUGCCUGGUCGAACUCCUCGGAGUCCUCGGACGACUCGUCCAGCCCACAGCUGCCCGUCAACCAGCGGCACGCCCAGAAGACCGUGGUCCAGCCCGAGAUCCAGGCUGCGGCCCCCAUCAUCGAGAUCUCCUUCGCCCCCAAGGAGGAGCCUGCGAGCGCCGGCGAUCCAGACAGCCAGGAGGAGGAGCCAUGCGAGGAGGACAGGGAAAAGAGCGAGGAGGUGGUGUCAAACGGGCAUGUGCGCUACUCGCGGUCUCUCAGCCACAUCAGCGAAGCCAGCGCGGACGCUGUCAUUGUAGAGAGCAUAUGCACGGAGACUAUUGCCAUGGAGGCUGUUGCGGAGGCUACUGUCUCUUUCGAUGCCAUGUCGGUGGAUGAUAUCGUCAUGGAGGUCCCUUCCACGCCUGAAAGGGUGGUGAAAACUCCAGACCUAAAAGAACAGCAAGAGGCCACGGACUCUCAAAGCAUAGUGAGCAGCAAGCCCAAAGACAGUGGGGAUGUGACUAGGAACUCACUUGUGGUGGUAGCCCAACUGCCGGAAACCCAGUCCACAGACCAGUGUUCUUCCCCAGCCCUCACAGAGGCGGGUGUUGUGACGGAGGGUUUCCCUGCGCUCCCCAGGACUGAACAGCGGCAGAGCCAGCAGGGGGCCUCGGAGGUUGAGAGGCCAGCACAGGAGGCUCCGAGGCAAGGCCAGGCUGAGGACACUCGGGCAGCGCCUAGUGAGAAAGCCAAGCCUGUGGACAGUGGCGUCGAGGAGGCCCUGAACACACUGAUUUCCACGCUGGAUGACUACAGAGGCCAGUUCCCUGAGCUCCAGCUGCUGGAGCAGGAGACGAGACACCUGGAAGAGAUCCUCAUGCAGAGGCAGGGCCUGUGUCGGAGCCGGGCCUCCAGUAUCAGCCUGACGGUGGAGCACGCGCUCGAGAGCUUCGACUUCCUCAACACCCACGACCUGGAGGACAGCGUGUCGGGGAGCUCCGACGAGGAGAGGGAGAGAGAGGAGGAGGAGGAGGGGGCGAGCAGGCCAGACAGCUUGCAGCAGGGCAGCAGCGUGCCGGGGGAGGUGCUGUCAGAGGAGAUUGUGCUCCUCGGGGACUCUGACAUGUCUCCGGACUAUAUGAGCACAGGCAGCGAGCACCUGGACCGGGCCCUGGUGGUGCACCUGGACAACUGCAGCCACCUGCUGCUGCAACUGGGUACGUUCGGGCCGCUGCGGUGCCGGGAGAUGUAUGCUCUGGACAAGCUGCUGAGGGAGGCCCGAGUCCUGGGGCUGGUGUGCAAAGUGAGCGAGGAGAAGAGCGGGGUCGUGAACUCUGCUGAGGAGGUAUUGCCGUUCCUGGAAUCCAGACCCAAAGCCCUGGCGUUCUGGAGCCAGUGCACAGAGUCUCUGAACGUGUACACCACGACCGCAGAGAGGUUCCUGCAGAGCCUGCACUCAGUCUUCAGCGCCAGACUCCACGACCAGCACGCCAGCAGAGCUGACACAGUGUUUGUGAAGCUAGCUGAGCGAGUGCUGGAGAAGAGGCUGCCUAAGCGAGGCCGCAGCGGGAGGCAGGAGCUGAUCACCCUCUUCCAGUACUGGAGCCACCUGGAGGAGGAGGGCGUGUCUGCGCUGGACACCUACAUCACUGAGCUGGCUGAGGAAGUGUCCCUGAUUCAGAGCCUGCAGUCUGGAGACCAGGACACUGUGCUCAAGACACUGAAGCGAGUGCCGGAGACCCAGCUGCAGAAGGAGGGUCUGCGAGCGCUCAGCCUCCUGCUGCUUGACAAGAGGAUCAAGGUCAGCAAUGCUGCCUCCGCACUGCUGCGGAGCCUGGCAGACAGCCCCAGAUCCAGGGAGAGGGCUCUGGUGUCCUGCUUGGAACUACUUGAAGAUGAGAGUGUGGAGACCCGAGUAGCAGGCUGCAAGGCUCUCUCGUGUCUUAAGGCCAAAGAGAGCAUAGACCAACUAGUGUACCUGUGCCAGACGGACAAGGAUGAUGUGAGAGAGGCAGCAAAGCAGGCCCUGCUGUCCUUCGGUGAAGAGGGGAAGCUCGCUCAACGCCAUGCGGAGGACUCUCAGGACGGCUUGCCCAGGCUCUUUGCCCCCGGCAGCAUGGCCAGCACAGCGUUCUAGCGGAGCGAGCCUCACAGAGGAACCCAUCCUUCCAUUUGUAAGGACAGAGCGGAGCAGAUUGGACGGGACUCGCUGCCUGACUGAGGGGGCAGAGAAAGCAGCACGAGUCAGACACACAGAGAGAGAGAAAGCAAGCCAGUAUUACUGCCUUAUAUUGCAGUCCAGCUUCAUCUUCCAAAGCAAGGGGACAGUUUUUUUUUUUAGCGCUUGACUGAUCAUCACAAGCCUGUGCUUUAUGACACACAAAGAUUAUGAGCCAAUGAGGGCUACAGAGAGGGUUUGGGGGGAGGGGCUAAAUGUUACAUGGACUUUUCUGCUAGAAAUGCACUUUGAACUUUGAUCUACUUAGGACCAGGACUGCUGGCUUCUGAGCAUGGAGCAUCGCAGCAGGUGUGUGUGUGUGUGUGUGCGUGUGCGUGCGGACGGACAGCCACACUGACGAAACACUUAAAGAGAUGCUUCAACCGGGGGGAGCAUUUCUCAAACUUGGGUGAAAUCCUUAAAACAUUUAUCUUUUAUUUACAAAGGGGGGCAGGCAGUACCGGCAGUAUCUAAUUCAUGCAAUUCAAUUGUACAGUGAUCCCCCUGCAUUCAUUUGAAAACACUGCUGUUACACUUAUCUAUAAUCUCCGAUCCAACUAACACACUAUAUAUUCUCACCAGUGCUUUUCCAAACCUUAUUCUGCUAUCCUAAUUUGAAAAUGUUAUGAGACGACAAAGUUGGGUGGGGUGCACAUAGGGAAUCCAAAUCAUUUGGGGUACAGAACUUUUCAUGUUGUUGCUAGAACAUCUGUCAGAAUUCUAGAAUGGCACUGUAUCAAGAGCACGUUCCCAUCGAGGCAAUGUGAGGAUAAUGAACGUCAGCCUCAGACCAACCAGCUGAGGAACAGGAAAGGGUGCAGCUCGCUGGUCCAGCCCUCUCCAUGAUUCCUAAUAAAGAAUGGAUCGCUUCCCAGUUUGAGAAUGAGUCGCUUCCCGUUUGCAGGGAGUGCCCUUAGUUACAGGAUAUUAACCAGGUUGGGAAUGGGACCUGACAGCAUUAUAUUUUUGAACCAGUGUUGCAAAUGCCGUUGGAAUGCUCUUCAUUCAUUUCUUGUGUCUGUUCCACUGUUGGACUGUAGUUAAGUGAUGGAAGCCACUUCUAUCCAAGUGCCUCAUAUUACAAUCUAGAACGUUUUAUUAUAAAGAUAAAAUAAAAGAAUUAUACAUUUUAUUUAAAAUAAGAAAGACUUAAGCUGCAGAGGCUUCAGAAGAAGACUGUGUUGUUUUAUUUUCCAGUUAUUUACAGAUUGUGCAGGAUUAAAGAAAGAUGUAAUAAUUUCACUUGUGACUUUUAAUUUUUGUUUUUCUAUAAGAUAUAUAUUGUAUGUAAAAGGUCUUGCUCAAACCGGAAUAUAAACUAAAUAAUAAAAAACAGAGGAUUUGACCAUUUAAA
Molecule: messenger RNA, 5500 nt
Organism: Acipenser ruthenus (sterlet)
Lineage: Eukaryota; Metazoa; Chordata; Actinopteri; Acipenseriformes; Acipenseridae
Product: rho family-interacting cell polarization regulator 1-like
Exons: 23
Coding region: 688-4065 (1125 amino acids)
Source: RefSeq, a predicted model, not a curated record